Messenger RNA from Nylanderia fulva, 828 nucleotides. The record is from RefSeq and is a predicted model, not a curated record. Lineage: Eukaryota; Metazoa; Arthropoda; Insecta; Hymenoptera; Formicidae.
AUGUUCUGCCAGCGCUGUCAGUGUUGUCGGAGCGGAGGUUGCUGCAAUAACCGGGCGUUCUCCGAUGAUCAUUCUGAGAGACCAGCACCUAUUGAUACGUGCACGUCCCACUUUCCUCAAGUAACCAUCCCGCGGAUCAUGAAGAUAUCCUCCGUCAAGACGCUCAUGACCUUCUACUUGUCCACCUUAUUAUUCCUACCGAGAACAAAUGCUCUGGAAGAGAACUGCACGGAUUUUCAGGGCGGCACUGUCAGACACGGCCUCCUCUACGUGCCAGGACCUGCGGUCUGCAGUCUCUGCGUAUGUUAUCAUUCCGAGCCGAUGUGGUGCCAGGCGAUCUACUGUACGCCGCCGUAUAAAUGCAAGAAGUUCCGCGUGGGCGAGCGCUGCUGCGAGUUCGAGUGCCUGGACGACAGCGACGACUGGAGUGGCCCGGACGUGUACAACGUUUACGCCGCGGCGUCGUCGACGGACCUGAAGCAGAAUCCGAUGGUCCUCUUCCUCCUCGGACUGUUUGCGCUGCUGAUGGUGCCCUAGUGCUCACGACCUGGCCCGAGGUGGAGGAGAUCCGUCGCGAACCUUGCAGACCUCGCCCUCGUCAGGAAAAUUCGUCCGUUGUUAGUGAUAUCAGUGAUCCGACGGUGAUGACGACAGAUACGAUGACGAUGAUUGUGCACGAGAAAUCAGAGAUUCCCGGAGACGAGUUUGAUCGACUCAUCCCCGCACGAUUACGUCAUUAAAUGGCAAAAUGGCGUCAUUAAAUGGCAAAAUGACGUCAUUUUGACGUCGUGACGUUAUUAGAAAUCAUUUUGACGUUUAAUGACGUCA